AUGGAUCGAUUUCAGAGGAAACUGAGGCGACUGGCGGGAAAGAAGAAGGCCGGAGAAAAGAGUAAGACGAAAACAACGCAACUCGAACCCCCGACAGGUGGGCAAGCGGGGAAGUCCGAUGCAGCCUUAUCCACGCAGUCCACCGCUACGCAACAAGAUGAGCCGAGAGAUCUAUGGGCAGAGGCCUACCAACAACUGAGUCCCAGAGAGCAAGAUAUUCUUCUCAAAGAUGAGUCCGCUGGCCCGGCUUACAAGCGCGGCGACAUAUCGCAAGAAAAGAGAAUAGUCAUCACUAGGUUCGAUGGGCGGGAAAUCAGCGUCCGCGACACUUCUGUCAGGAUCCUCAACGCCGUCCUGUCCUAUCGAGAUAUAGUCAGUGCAGCCACAGCAUUUGACCCCACUGGUCUCGCGACAAAGGUGUGGAGGGUCGUUUCGCAGGGACUAUCGAUAGUCAAGAACUACUACGAUCUGCAGGUCGAGCUUUUUGAAUCCGCCGAGUUCCUCGCCGAUAUCCUUGCGCGAUAUGCCCUCAUAGAGAAGCAAGUUCCGGAAUACUGCCCCAACACCAGAGACGGAGUUGAAAGCACCAUUAUCCGGGUAUAUAGAGCGAUAUUACAGUACACGGCAGAGUCUCGUUCUGCUGGAGAGUCGUUCUCAGCAGCACGCAUCUCUUCGAUAGCCACCCCAUCGACAGAACAUCAGCUUCGGGUUCUUCGCGAGACAAUAGAAAGGGAGCAGGAAACCUUUGCCCGGUGGGACCAACUCGAUCAGCGUUUAGCCCAUAGAGCCGAGGCUGAGGCGCUCUUGAGACGGCUGGGUGAUAUUAUGGCGCCAGUCAACGCGAUUCAUGAAGAUCAUGCCCUGGCUAAACUUCCCGUGGCAGAAUACGCGUCCUUUGAUUCCUCGUCUCUGGAUUCCACGGUAGAUGAUGAUGAAUUUGGGUGUCUACCAGGCACUAGGAAAGAUCUUCUCAAGCAGAUAAUGGAGUGGGGAUUGUCUGCCCCGAGCACACCGUGUAUCUAUUGGCUAAAUGGUAUGGCCGGGACAGGCAAGUCGACUAUUUCUCGAACAGUCGCCCGCAAUUUCAAGGAACGAGGUAUGCUUGGAGCCAGCUUCUUUUUCAAGAGAGGUGAGGGCGACCGUGGGAAUGCGAAGAAGCUCUUCACCACUAUCGUACGGCAGCUCGUCCACCAUCUGCCGGACAUGAUUCCUCGAGUGAAGCAGCAAAUCGAAAAGGAAUUCAGCAUCUGCACCGGCUUGCUCCAGGAUCAGUUUAAGAAGCUCCUCGUCGAGCCCUUGAACGAUGUGGGGAAGGACUCAACGAGGAUUGUAGUCAUCGUUAUUGAUGCGUUGGACGAAUGUGAUGGAAAAAAUGACGUGCGUCGGAUAAUCAGCCUGUUGCCCGAAGUUCAAAACAUCAAAACCGUGCGACUCAAAAUAUUCUUGACCAGCAGGCCGGAACAUCCAAUCCAGCCAAGUUUCCGAUUGAUGUCCAUCGACUCCCACAAGGACUUUGUCCUCCAUGAGAUCGAGAGUGGCGUGGUCAAGGGAGACAUCGAGAUAUACCUGAGGCACAAGCUUGGACGGAUCCGAGAAGAAAACUCCAUUCGAUCAGACUGGCCCGGAGAAGCCAACUUGCAGGCACUUGCGGCAAUCUCAUGCCCCUUGUUCAUCUCUGCAGCUACAUUUUGCCGGUUUAUCGACACGAUACAGUUCAAGCCAGAGAAACGCCUCAUGGACCUUCUCCAGGGCCAGAAAAAGUAUGCGAGCAGGAUGGGAAAGACAUACCUGCCGAUCCUCGAUCAACUUGUUGCUGGGGCGGACCCCGAGGAAAGGGUACAGAUUCUCCAGGAGUUUCAAGAUAUUGUCGGCGUCAUCAUCCUUCUCGAAACACCUCUAUCGCUAAGAUCUCUCGCUACUCUUAUCUGCUUACCGGGAAAACUCAUCAGUGAAAUGGAGGAAAUCUUAGAGACUCGAUUGAAGUUGCUGCAUUCCGUCCUGAGCAUUCCUGCUGACCCCCUGCAUGCCAUCCGUCCGUUGCAUCUGUCCUUCCGUGACUUCCUGCUCGACUCCUCUCAAACAGAGAGACACCAGUUCUGGGUGGAUGAACAGGAGAUGCAUGGUAAAAUUGCGGAUUAUUGCAUCAGGGUCAUGGAGUGCCUGAAGAGAAACAUAUGCAGCCUGCCGGAUUACGCUGUCGAACGAGCAGAUAUCGGAACAUCUCUAAUCAAAGACCACAUUCAACCCGACCUAGAGUAUGCUUGCCGGUUUUGGUCCAUCAUCUAG
This is a messenger RNA of Aspergillus calidoustus, 2286 nucleotides long. The record is from the annotation of a GenBank genome assembly. NCBI's taxonomy places the organism in Eukaryota, Fungi, Ascomycota, Eurotiomycetes, Eurotiales, Aspergillaceae.